Aureobasidium melanogenum CBS 110374 is the source of this 1857-nucleotide messenger RNA. RefSeq lists its product as uncharacterized. Gene Ontology annotation, cellular component: nucleus; cytoplasm. NCBI's taxonomy places the organism in Eukaryota, Fungi, Ascomycota, Dothideomycetes, Dothideales, Saccotheciaceae. Bases 1 to 1857 code for a protein of 618 amino acids. Gene Ontology annotation, biological process: intracellular signal transduction; mitotic cell cycle. The record is from RefSeq and is a predicted model, not a curated record. Gene Ontology annotation, molecular function: histone H3T3 kinase activity. The transcript has a single exon.
AUGCCUCGCAAAGCAGUCUACGGCAAGCCGUCGCAUCUAUAUUCCAGCUUUAGCAGCUUUCAAAGUCCUGUCAAACAACGUAAACAAAUUCACACUCCAUUCGAGGUCAUCGAGGUUGCCGAAGAGCUUUCGCGGCUGACGGUCCAAACAAAAUUCCCGACCAAUGAUCAUGAUGAUGAUGAAAUCCCUUCUGCACGGGAGGCGCUCUGCGAAAGAAUCGCAAACACUGAACGGCCUGUCAAACUGUCUCGGAGAAGGACAACGAGUAGCGAAUCUGUGACGAGUACUGGUUCAAUUUCUCCAAGGGAUCGAAAGACAAAAAAUGGAAAACAAAAGAAGAACCAGUCAGAAAAGAGAACAAGAAACAACGAUCACGAAGAGCCACAGCCUGCGCCCUCGGAUAUGUUGACCGAACCUGCUGUAGAGGAGCCCCAACUACCUGAAGUCGCACCAUUGUCCGAGGUCGUAGAAUCAACACCAGUAGAUUCCAUCGAAACUGACUUGGCUUCUCUGGAAAUAUCCAAACCACGCAUCUCAAACGUCUUCACCAAACAUGCUGCAUCGCUUUUAUCGCUCUCUUCUCAAGAUUUGACUUCCUUCUCCGCCUGGUCCGACCAACUGUCUUCCCAUUUUGCAGUCACCAAGAUCGCCGAAGCAUCUUUUGGCGAAGUCUACCGUCUAUCGCUGCUCAAAGCCCAUUCAGCCUUGAGUAAAACGGAUGAGUCGGUGCUUAAGAUUAUCGCUCUUAAGCCUCCGACUUCCACGAAAAGGAAGAUGAGUAAGGCGGCUAAAAAGAGAACCGAGAUGAUGAGCGAUCCCGAAGAUGUCGCUGCUGAAGUCCGCCUGAUGCAGCGUAUGACAUGUACGCCUGGUUUUACUAAUUUCCGCGAGAUUUGCGUACUACAAGGUCGUCCUGGAGAUGCUUUUGCUGCAGCCUGGUCGUCAUGGAACGAUUUCCAAGAAGCCAAGGGCAAGGAGGUUAGCGUGUUCCCUGACCCUAGCAUGAAAGCAAGCUACUCGGAAGAUCAGCUUUGGGCUGUCAUAGAGAUGCAAGACGCCGGCACGGAUCUAGAAAACACAAAGGUUGGCAAUGUCUGGCUUGCUUGGGACAUUUUCUGGGGCGUCGUGCUAGCAUUGGGCAAAGGAGAGGAGGCAGCCAGGUUUGAGCACAGAGAUUUGCACAUGGGUAACAUUUGUGUAUCUGGUCUCAACGAUACUUCAAACUGUGGUGAAGCAGACUAUAUUCCAACAAGCUCAAGCAAGAAGCUCGACUUUACUGGCAUUGAAACGACACUCAUCGACUACACCAUCUCGCGAGCAGAGAUGGGCAUCUCUGAAGACGAUGAGGACGUUGCCUACCUCGACCUCGAAAGAGAUUUGUCGCUCUUUGAGGGCGACGCCGAGGAGGAAUACCAGUAUGAGAUGUACCGAUACAUGCGUUCUGCUAUGUAUCUGGGCGAGCCUCUUGGUGAUCUCUGGGAGAGGUGGGAUGAGGCUGAAGAGUCUGGAAGGACUUGGAAAGGAUAUCACCCACAGACGAAUCUUGUAUGGCUACAUUUUGUACUGCACAAGCUUGCCGAGCAGAUUGAAUGGCCCAGCUCGGGUAAAGGCAUUCAAGACAAGGAGGCAGCGCAAAGGGCAGUGGAACUUGAGACUGCCCUACUCAAGGUGAAUCAGCUACUAGAUCCCGAGGAGAUGCCAAAGAGUGGGCUCAGAUGCGCCAGUGAUCUGGUCGUCCUCGCUCUUGAUGAAGGGUGGCUGGACAAGGAGGACGUUCAAGGCAGGGAAGCCGGGUCAACGACCAAAACGACAAAGCGCAAAGCAAAGACCACACGGUCGAAGAGAAAGCAGCGAUGA